AUGGUAAUCGGGCCCUCGUCACGCCUACUCAGAGCUCAACUCCGCGCUCGAAACUUCAGAAGAAACUAUAGCCAGCAAACAUCACGGACGUCCGGAAGCCCUCGAAAAUGGGCUGGUCCUGCAGUGGCUCUCCUGGGAACAUUCACCGCAGCUACCGCAGCUUACGUUUGGAAAGGUCAGCAAGGAACACCAGAAGCACCACCGUCUAGGCGAGUAGAGAACUUUACUUUUGAGAAGCCCAAGAUCAAUGCCUCUGUGACGGAAGAGCGGAAUCGCGAGAACCUCAGUGCCCAGCAUGCACAAAUAAAGAAGAUGUCAGCCAAUCCUGGGGUCUAUGUUUGGGGAUCGAAUAGUCACCGUGUUGUUGAUCCGGAUUCGAAAGAAACAAUAAUCAAGGAACCGCGUCGCUUGCGCUACUUUGAAGGCCAAUUUCUUAGGGAUAUCAAAUUGGAUCAGACUUCCGGGGUUGCAGUGACUGAAAAUGGCGAUUUGGUUCAAUGGGGCAAAGGCUAUUCGGAAACCGACUACCAACCCACACCUACCCUGACGGGGAAGAAUCUGGUCAAGAUUAGCAUGUCGAGGGACAGAAUUAUAGCACUUUCUUCCAACGGAAAUGUUUAUUCAAUCCCAAUUUCGAAGACCGAUCAGCAAUCAGGAUCAAAGCCAUCCGAAAGCUCCUGGGUUCCAGGGUGGUCCUCUAGAGCUCGAAUUAGCUACCGUCAACUCGUGCCUCAGCUCAGUCUAGGCGAAAAAGUCACAUCAAUUAGCGGUGGUUUGGAACAUGUCUUGCUGCUUACAAAUGCUGGUCGUGUAUUAUCUGCUGCUGCUGCCACCGAGGCAUAUCCCACAAGGGGCCAAUUAGGGAUUCCCGGGCUGACCUGGGCAACUCGGCCAAAGGGACCCGUGGAUUAUUGCCACGAGUUAUCAACCUUGAAAGAUUUCAAAAUUGUACAGAUAGCAACUGGAGACUUCCAUUCCCUGGUGCUCGACAAGAGUGGUCGUGUUUUCAGUUUUGGAGACAAUUCUGUUGGACAAUUAGGCUUUGAGUACGAUCCAGCUUUACCUAUAAUCGACACGCCGACACAAUUGCCCAUCAAAGCUCUAUAUCCAAGCAAAAAUUGGUCCGCUCAGGUCACGAGUAUCGCUGCUGGUGGUUACACCAGUUUCAUCACCAUUGAUGCGGUACGGAAACUCCUAACGGACGACAAAUCCGUUGUCACAACUCAAGGUAUCUCGACUGUCGACACCUGGGCUUUCGGUAGAGGCAUUCACGGGGCACUCGGAAAUGGUAAAUGGACGCAUUUCCAGGACAGUCCGAGCAAGAUGAAGGCACUGAGCGGCCUCAGUGAAUAUGACGAGAAAACCCAGAAAUUACAACCUAUUCGACCCGUCCAGAUAUCAGUCGGUGCUACACAUGCCGCAGCUGUGUUAGGAAACAAUGCACACUUGGCAAAUGCGAAGAAGUCGUCCAUUGCGGAUAUCAAAUGGGGCCAGGAUACAUUGUGGUGGGGAGGCAAUGAAUCUCUUCAAGUUGGAACUGGAAAGCGAAGCAAUGUUCCCACUCCUACCCAUAUACUUCCUCCACCUGAUGUUGCGACGUCUACAAAUCUCGACGAGGCGCGCUUCCAGAUUAUCCCAGGCAAACAACGGAUAGAGUGCGGCAGGCAGGUUACUGCUGUCUAUUCAGUAAAAGUUUAG
Messenger RNA from Talaromyces marneffei, 1698 nucleotides. RefSeq lists its product as uncharacterized. The record is from RefSeq and is a predicted model, not a curated record. Gene Ontology annotation, cellular component: mitochondrial inner membrane. Gene Ontology annotation, biological process: mitochondrial respiratory chain complex III assembly. Lineage: Eukaryota; Fungi; Ascomycota; Eurotiomycetes; Eurotiales; Trichocomaceae. The coding region runs from base 1 to 1698 and encodes 565 amino acids. The transcript has a single exon.